Molecule: messenger RNA, 1808 nt
Organism: Achroia grisella
Lineage: Eukaryota; Metazoa; Arthropoda; Insecta; Lepidoptera; Pyralidae
Gene: Oamb
Product: octopamine receptor Oamb
Exons: 9
Coding region: 1-1512 (503 amino acids)
Biological process (GO): adenylate cyclase-activating adrenergic receptor signaling pathway
Cellular component (GO): membrane
Molecular function (GO): adrenergic receptor activity
Source: RefSeq, a predicted model, not a curated record
AUGCGCUCGCUGAACGAGUCAGCGUGCGCGGCGCUGCUGGAGGACGUGCGCUGGGACGAGCCCGCCAGUCUCGUGAGCCUGGCCGUGCUGGCCCUCAUUGAUGUACUGGUCAUCGCCGGUAACUGCCUGGUGAUAGCUGCCGUGCUCUGCUCAUCCAAGCUGCGUAGUGUCACCAACCUGUUCAUCGUGUCACUGGCAGUGGCAGACCUGCUGGUCGGCGUCGCUGUCCUUCCGUUUUCUGCCACAAGAGAAGUUUUUGAGAUAUGGAUAUUCGGAGACGUGUGGUGCUCCGUGUGGUUAGCAGUGGACGUUUGGAUGUGCACAGCCUCGAUCCUGAACCUGUGCGCCAUCUCAUUAGACCGCUACGUGGCUGUCACCAGGCCCGUCAGCUACCCUAGCAUUAUGAGCAGGAAGAGGGCGAAAGCGCUGAUCGCUGGACUCUGGGUCUUGUCUUUUGUGAUUUGUUUCCCUCCGCUGGUCGGCUGGAAGGAUAAAAAGCCCGACGAAGCUGAAACAAAAGACGGCUGGACUCCAAAUCCACCGUGCCCCUGGACUUGCGAGCUGACCAACGAUGCUGGAUACGUGGUAUAUUCAGCUCUUGGCUCCUUCUACAUCCCCAUGUUCGUGAUGCUCUUCUUCUACUGGAGGAUCUACAAGGCAGCUGUGAGAACUACUAAGGCUAUCAACCAGGGCUUCAGAACUACGAAAGGAAAAGGCAUGGGAAAUCGUUUCGAUGAUAACCGGUUAACGCUACGAAUACACCGGGGCCGGGGAUCAGCUAGGCCCCACGGAUCACCGCUGUCGACAGCAUCCAAUCACUCAACUAGUACUUCGCUCAGCGCGUCUCCCGAGAGACUGAGAAGGCACUCAAGCGCUCGUCGUGCUCACGAAAAGGUGAAAAUAUCCGUCUCGUAUCCAUCGUCCGAGCAGAUCUGUCCGGCCAUAGAGAAUUCUAGAUCGCCGAGCCGCUCGCCGAGCCCCUCCCUCUACGCUGUACAUUAUGAAAGAGACGGAAGAGAGCUGACUGAAAGCAGGUUGAGGGUCCGACCACCGCACCACUUGGCUCCGACGCCGCUGUACGACGAUUAUGACGACAAGCCGAGGACGACCAGGCGGAUGGGCAAGCGGAAUAUAAAAGCGCAGGUGAAGCGCUUCAGGAUGGAGACCAAGGCAGCCAAGACCCUCGGCAUCAUAGUCGGUGGUUUCGUCUUCUGUUGGCUUCCAUUCUUCAGCGUGUACGUCGUGAGAGCCUUCUGCGGGGAAUGUGUAACGCCUAUAGUCUUCUCAGUUCUCUUCUGGCUGGGUUACUGCAAUUCUGCUAUUAACCCACUCAUAUAUGCACUCUUCUCUAAGGACUUCAGGUUCGCGUUCAAGCGCAUAAUUUGCGCGUGCUUCUGCGCGAGCGGUGGGCCGCGGCGCGAGUCCGACGGGGACGGGUCUCGGCGAGCGCGCCCCACGCACUCGCACUCGCUCGACGAACACGACGCGCCCCCGCUCGCCGCCGACAGGUGACGUCAAACAAUGCGACGGCAGAACCCGCAGUUCCAGUCGACCGUCGCAUGUGUUUAGCUGGGACGAAACGGAUUACACGUGUAACUAGUUGUAACAGCAUCGUUACAAUUAUAGCCGGUAUAUAAUAAAUUAAUGAAAUAACCGUUUUGUAUAAUAAACCUGUUCGUCAGUGAUGUUUGUAAUUAUGUAAACGGUGCACAGAAUUAAUUAUAUAUAGAUUCACUUUAUUAAAUUGAUGUGCAGAAUAGAAUUUGUAAUGUUUAAUUUUAAUGUGAGUGCUUUUCUGUAACGAGUGU